AAAAUACCUCGUUCGAAAGAGUUCAAUAUAUUACGUCACAAAAGCAUCAACUUCCUGGCUUUCUUUUAAAACAACAGGGUUUUGUUUGUUUUUGCACCCCGCCCCCCCCGCCAAAAAUAGCUACUCGCUGAACUUUUAUUGUUUACUCAAGAGUGCCACUUUUUGUUCACACCGUGAUAGCUGUGUGGGAGGCUGAAGUACAUCUGGUUAAUCUUAUCUAGUCGAUGGGCUUCCCAAAGGCAUUUUCUGGUCGGCUGCUGUGAGAAAAAGGAUGCUGGACUAGACGGGGCUGCUUGGUCUGAUCCAGCAGGAUUUUAUGCUCCUUGAAGGGAAAUUUAAAGUCUGUUAAAUUUCUGGGACUUGCCUCCCACUAUAAGAAAAAAGAACAAUGGGUAGUGUUUUAGUAUUGAACUGAUGUGUUGCGAAUAAAAAGUGGGCUUAAUGUGUGUGUGUUUUUAAAGUAUAUAAAUAUUAUUAAAAAAUCCUCUGUGGAUGGGCAUGGGGUGUGGAGGGUGAAGAGCAUCCUUUCCUUCAAAGAAUUCUGGGCACUGUUAUUUGUUGGAAAGUGCAACUGUAGGGAAAAGCCCAGUGCCUAGAAUUUUUCAAGGAGAAGAACAAUAGAAUUGCAGAAUUGGAAGGGACAGUGUGUUUCAAAUAUGCUUUAAAAGGUGUGGUAUGGUGAGCGCUACCUUUCCAUCGCAUAAAAAGUACUUGUAAAACUUCUGCACUGGCUCCAUCAAACAUGUCAGUCUGUGAGGAUAUGCUUCUUUGCAAUUACCGCAAAUGCCGAGUCAAACUUUCAGGCUACGCAUGGGUCACAGCCUGCUCACAUAUUUUCUGUGACCAACAUGGCAGUGGGGAAUUUAGCCGCUCGCCUGCAGUCUGCCCUGCUUGCACCAGUGCUCUUUCUGGUAAACUGGAUAUUGUUCGAACAGAACUCAGUCCUUCUGAGGAAUACAAAGCCAUGGUCCUAUCUGGACUGCGACCAGAGAUUAUUCUGGACAUCAGUUCCAGGGCUCUGGCUUUCUGGACAUACCAGGUUCAUCAGGAGCGCUUAUACCAAGAAUAUACCUACAGCAAGGCAGAGGGCCACCUGAAGCAGAUGGAGAAAGUCUACACCCAGCAACUCCAGAGCAAAGAUGUGGAGCUGACUUCCAUGAAGAGUGAGGUCUCCUCCCUAAAGAAAGUACUGGAAGAAUACAAAAAGAAAUUCACUGAGCUCUCAGAGAAACUCAUGGAGCGCAAUCGGCAGUACCAGAAACUGCAGGGCCUCUAUGACAGCCUACGCUUGCGCAACAUUGCUGUGGCCAACCAGGAGGCAGGCCAAGAGCCUCCUAUGGUGCCCCAGCCUGUAUUUGGUUUCUCUUUGGGUAAUGCUGCCAGGUUCUCUGAGAAUGCAACACCUAUCCAGGGCUGGCGUGGUGAUGGGGACUUCCAUUUCAAACCCUUCUUUGCUGCCUCUCCACCACUGGGCCAGUCUGGCAACAGCUUCUUUACCUCUCCUGGCAAUGGUUUGGAACAGCAAGCAGGAGGCAACAAGGCAUAUAAAAUUAAGAGAAUAUAAAUUGUAACUUAUGUUGACAAGUUUAGGCCUUUUUGAAUAUCCAGGUUAAGCAUGAAAUGCUUGUUGGACUGAAAUGCUCGUUGAAGACUUGAGGCUUUUAAAAGAACCCACAGGCCAGAUCUCAGUGAAGUCUAAUGUGCGUUAAAUUUCCUGAAAUCUCAGAAGUAGCAAAUUUUAAAGGAAGAGAGCCUGCAGUGAGGACUAAAGGAGUAAAUGCUCCAGUUAAAACCAAUUCCUUUCUAAGCUUCUUUCUUUCUCUCAGCAGAGUGUUCCAGUUGUUGCUAAUGGUUACUAUAGCCACCCGCACCUCUAGAUAUUGUUGCAUAUAUGCUGUCAUUGUUCCAUUACUCAGCAAGAUUAAUUCCUGCCCUGCAACAUACGAUUAUGACUCCGGCUCUCACACAAAUUAUGAUUCCUUAAAGUGAAAUGUGAAAGCUUGCUUCACCAUGUCAUUUUUUUCUGGCACCAAGGCUGCAAUCUUACAUAUACUUACCUGGUAAUAAGGUCUAUUGAACUCUGUGGUGUCUGGGUACAGAUGUACAGGAUUACAGCCUAAUUGUUUAAUUACUAUAUUGUUGCAACUAAUGUGUUAUGUGAUCUUUCCUCCCGAUUAUUGCUUUGAACUGCCACAUUUGUGUUGUAAUGUAAUGGUACUUUUUUCUCCAAUUACGUGCAUAAACAUGUUUGCAAGCCUG
This is a messenger RNA of Podarcis raffonei (Aeolian wall lizard), 2259 nucleotides long. It is a transcript of the gene CCNB1IP1, whose product is annotated as cyclin B1 interacting protein 1. The record is from RefSeq and is a predicted model, not a curated record. Gene Ontology annotation, molecular function: ubiquitin protein ligase activity. NCBI's taxonomy places the organism in Eukaryota, Metazoa, Chordata, Lepidosauria, Squamata, Lacertidae. The transcript has 4 exons. Gene Ontology annotation, biological process: reciprocal meiotic recombination. Gene Ontology annotation, cellular component: synaptonemal complex. Bases 743 to 1564 code for a protein of 273 amino acids.